Molecule: messenger RNA, 1109 nt
Organism: Oncorhynchus tshawytscha (Chinook salmon)
Lineage: Eukaryota; Metazoa; Chordata; Actinopteri; Salmoniformes; Salmonidae
Product: olfactory receptor 52D1-like
Exons: 3
Coding region: 96-1109 (337 amino acids)
Biological process (GO): G protein-coupled receptor signaling pathway
Cellular component (GO): membrane
Molecular function (GO): G protein-coupled receptor activity; olfactory receptor activity
Source: RefSeq, a predicted model, not a curated record
CUAUGCUGUGUAGAUGAUCAAUGAUAAACUCAUUGUGAAUAGCUCUCAUAGUUAUUAGGUGACUAGGGGACUGUACACAGCUCUCUCUCGAAAGCAUGUGUGUUCUGAGGAGGUUCCUCCUGUGCUAUGCUUUUUUCAGGACUCUGAUGUUGCACAUGGAGAACGUGUCCUACGUGGCCCUGAGGCAGCCCAUCGUGUUUGAGCUGGAGGGCUUUGAAGUGUCUCGGAGCCAUGGUUACCCCCUGUUUGCCCUGGUCCUGGCCAUCUACUUCCUGGUGCUGCUGGGGAACGUGGUUGUGAUGGGUGUGAUUGCAAUAGAUAAGACGCUACACAAGCCUAUGUACGUGAUGGUAUGUAACCUGGCUGCCUGUGACCUGCUGGGAGGAACGGCUGUGAUGACUCAGCUCAUGGUCAUCUUCCUGAUGGGGGAGAAGAGGAUUCCAUACAACAGUGCCUAUGCUCAGGCCAUCUGUGUUCACACCUAUGGUGCAGCUGUACAGACCAUACUGUCAGCCAUGGCCUAUGAUAGGUAUGUGGCAGUGUGUGAACCAUUGAGGUACCAUGCAAUCAUGACCACGGCCCACAUGGUUUUUGUGAUCUUGCUGGCCUGGGCUGUAGCAAUCAUCCUUAUAGCUGUGCUCUUCGCUUUGAAUGUGGGUACUCCACUAUGUGGCACCUACAUCAGGCAUGUCUACUGCAGCAACCGCUCCAUCCUGAACCUGGCCUGUGUGCCCACCCCCAUUAACGAUAUCUACGGUUUGUGCAUGACUUGGAUUCUCAGCAGCAGUUCCUUCCUCAUCAUCUUUUUCUGCUAUUCCAAGAUCCUGUCAGCCUGUCUGAUGAGGAAGAGUGGCAAGGGCAGUCGUAGUAAGGCCCUACAGACCUGCGCCUCUCACCUGGUCAUCUACUUGAUCUUCGAAAUUGUCAGCCUCAUCAUUAUCCUCAGUAACCGCUUCCCCCAGGUCCCAAUGAACAUCAAGAAGUUCUGCACUAUCCUGAUCUUCAUCGUUCCCCCUCUAAUUAACCCUAUCAUCUAUGGAUUUGUCACUAAAGAGUUGCGCACAAGCAUUAUAAAGCUGUUGAAAACAUGGGUCGCACCCAAACUGUAA